This is a messenger RNA of Zophobas morio, 1047 nucleotides long. RefSeq names its product ankyrin repeat, bromo and BTB domain-containing protein DDB_G0293800-like. The transcript is spliced from 2 exons. Gene Ontology annotation, cellular component: nucleus. NCBI's taxonomy places the organism in Eukaryota, Metazoa, Arthropoda, Insecta, Coleoptera, Tenebrionidae. Gene Ontology annotation, molecular function: sequence-specific DNA binding; zinc ion binding; protein binding. The record is from RefSeq and is a predicted model, not a curated record. Gene Ontology annotation, biological process: regulation of DNA-templated transcription. The coding region runs from base 88 to 1047 and encodes 319 amino acids.
GUAGGAAAGUAACUUUUAAGAUAAGAGCGAUAAGGAUUUUAAAAAAAGGUUUGGUAGCCCUACUCAAGAAGAAGUAUUAAUUUAUAAAUGAGCGUGUUUUCUUCUUUUGAAGGCCAGCCCCAGCUUGUAUACGGCAUUUCAGCUUGUCCUCCGCAGUUUUUAAAUACUUUUAAUAAGGCCGUUAACACUUUAGACGUGAAAUUAUCACCUGAUUUAAAUACUUCUUUGAAUUAUGAGAAUUUUUGCGAAAAUAAAAACCAAAAUAUCGUCCCAGAAUUACAACUUAUGUUGGAUGAACUCCCCGCUAGAAAACAAUGCCAGGCCAUCUCCAAUGCCAUCAUAGCUAACGAUUGUAAAACGUUAGCUUUGAUCCUAGCCAGAGUUACUCUAGCUAACUUGAAAGAUUUUAGAAUUUUGCCCUUAAUAUUAGCAGCUAAACUUUGUAACACUAAAGCUUUAGCUUUGCUAUUGCAGAAGAAUAUGACAGACGUCAACUGCCAAGAUGAACGAGGUUGGACGCCGUUACAUUGGUCGAGUGUCUUAAACAAUAUGGAAGCAGUUUUUAUUCUCUGCAAAGCUGGAGCUGACGUAACAGUACGAACGCGAGGAAACCAAACUGCAAAGGAGCUCGCAUUACUUCGUAAAAGAUUAGAAGUGGCACAAUUUCUGGCUAAAGAAGAGCUUCAAAGGCAAAAACCACCGCAGGAAGACCUAAAAAUUUCCAAAAGCAACAAAGAAAAUAACCCAAAGCAAAGUUCUAGUCAAACGAAUCGGCUAAAUUUUCACCCACCGCAAUUAAAAUUUCACAGAAAAAGUUUUGGAGAACCGAAAGUUUGUGUGGAAGAGCAAGAACAGAAGUCGAAUGCCAAUAAUAAAAAACGUGUUUGCUUAGAAUGUAAAAGCAUUAAGACUCCACAAUGGAGGCGGGGCCCUGAUGGGAUGGUUAGUUUAUGCAAUGCUUGUGGUUUAAAGUUUAUGAAAUAUAAAAGAAAAGAUCAAGAGUUUCUAGAUCCGUUUGUUGCUUUAACAUUGGAAAAACAAAAUUAG